Pocillopora verrucosa is the source of this 1095-nucleotide messenger RNA. Lineage: Eukaryota; Metazoa; Cnidaria; Anthozoa; Scleractinia; Pocilloporidae. The record is from RefSeq and is a predicted model, not a curated record.
AUGUGCCCUCCUAAGUUCUGCCACAAGUGUUACAAGCUUGCUUUAAGAGGAGGCACACGCCUUGCAAUCAAUGUGUGGCCUCCACACAAACGCACUGGAAACUGUAAGAUCUGCAGUUUCUUUAAGGAUCAACAGAAACCUGCUUCCAACCUGACCCAGCCUCACUCUCAUUCUCUGAGGAGGAAUGGAAGGCUGACAUGGAACAAUGCAAUCCCAGAAAAUAAAGUGCACAUAAAACUUGGAGGAGAUGCUGGUGGUGGGUCAUUUAAAAUGGCCUUCCAGAUUGCUAACCUGAGGCAUCCAAAUUCUAAAAUCAACACAGUGGUCUUUGCCAUGUUCCAUGCAAAAGAUAGUUGGGCUAAUUUAAAGACAGCCUUAAUGAAAUAUAAAGAACAAGUAAACACCUUGAAAGAAGCAACCUGGGGAGGUAAAAAGAAAGUGGUUUUCCUGUUUGGUGACUAUGAGUUCCUAUGCAAGCUAUUUGGAAUAGCUGGUGCCUCAGGCAAAUAUCCAUGUCUUUGGUGCAAGAUAAAUCAUGAAGUAAUGCAAGUCUCUUGCCAUAAACAUGGGCAUGCUGAAAAACGAAGUCUUGAAAACAUUCAAGAGGAUUAUGAUAAGUUUGUAGCAGAUGGCUCUGUUACAAGUCGACAGAAGUUUUAUCACAAUGUGAUUCAUGAGAAACUGCUGGACAUUGAAUUGGACAAAGUAAGAUACAAGAGUUUAUUUUAUUGCUUUGAAGAGGGACUUACAGGCCACCUAACUAAAUGGUUGUCUAUUUCAGGUUUGUGUUCCUGGACUUCACAUUAGCUUGGGUGUGUUUAAGAAACUGUUUGACGAACUAGAGAACCAGUGCUUUGAGCUGGACAAAAAAAUUCAAAUGGUUCUAGCAGGAGACAGUGAAGAGAAUGAUGAGAAAAUCCAGGCAUUCAGAGCUGCCCAACUACAUACCAGACAAGCACAACAAUUUAAUGAAAAAGCCAAUUAUUUACAGGAGUUGCUGAAUUUACAAAGUCUGCAUGCUAAUGUUGAUAUCAUGCCUGCCUACUUUACACUACUACAGGAGGAGAUAGCCAAAACUCCUUGGAAAUGCAAAGG